UCUUUUUGUAGUAUUUUAAGGGAUUUUGUCCCUCGUGGGCAGCAGGCUUUUUAAAAGAUUAACCAGCAUGAGUCUGUGCGCAUGUACACGUGUGUCUGCAGGUGCAUGUGCAGAGGCCGGAAGGCACCGGGUGUUCUCUGUUACUCUUUACCUGUUCUUUUGAGGGGUGGCCUUUCUCCAAACCUAGGGAUGCUGUAGAGUAGUUUCUUCCAGAUUGAAGCGUUCCCUCUGUGAGGGAGAGGGAGGUUCAGUAAAUAAAGUGUCAUAGGGCUGAUAAAGCUCGUGAGAGCCCGGCAUGAGUGGAAGCACACGCCACCUGUUGCAGAGUGGACUCCUAGAGGCAUGCUGCAGAGGAGAGCCUUUGGGCCUGUCCAGCUGCCUGCCAGCUGUGUAGAGAGUUCCUGGGAUGCAGCUGUUUCUAUCAGUAACCCCUCACCCAUGCUCCUUUUAGUAACCCCAGAACAAACUUCCCACUUCAGCAAGGCCGUUGUUGGUACAUUUGUUAUUUUGGUAUGCACGGGUUCCCUUUCUGGCAUGAAUAGACAUGUAUAUGUUUCAUCUCCCCAGGAAAAGUCUGUCAAAGGCUAACAUUUCCCCAGAUAGGCUGGAAGCCAGUAAGUCUAGUGACUCUCUGCCCCUCUCAGCUGGGGUUACAGAACUUUGUUCUCCCCCAAGAGAUGAUCAUCGAGGUCAAGGGAGAAGAUGCUGGGUCACUGGACAUCGUGCCCCAGGAAAGCACAGACUUUAAGAUUGUGACCGUGGACCUCACUGAGGAGGAACAGAGCACCUGGCCCAAUGCCCAGAGAACCCCAGAGAGAAGUGUGAUCCUGGAGGGCCACGGGGACCUGUGGGCCUUGCCAGCUGUGCAUGGAGUAGAAGAAACCACCCCAAAGCAGACUGUCUCUGAUGAAGAAACAUCCCAUGGAGUGAAGAUGGGGGGCUUGGCAAGAGAGGAUCCUUGGCUUUCUUCUUGUGAAGAAGUUCCUGCUCCUAAGGAACAGUUGAAGAGACAACAGGAAAAGCAAGAGGAAGAGGCCUUUACCCAGGGGAGAGCUGACACUCCUGGCAUGGUCUACAGGCCUGACGAACUUGACAGGAGUUGCCUGAGUUCUAGCCGGCUUUCGUCCCCCGUGAUACCUCACAGAAACCAUUUUCAUAAACAGGCAUCACAUGUUAAAAAGUUACAUGGCGAUGCUGUUGCAAGCAAUCAUCAGAAGAUGAGUGAUACUAUAGAUCUCUCCAAAGAUGACAAAUGCAGAAAUUUCCCUCAGAGCAUUCAUCUCACUCAGUUUACAAGGACCCCAAAAGGAGAUAAAUCCUAUGAAUUGAAUGGCCGUGUUCAAUCUUUUGGCCGUGGUACACCCCUCAAUGUACAUGAUAAAGUUCGUAUAGAAGGUAAAACCUUUGGCUUUAAAGGGCACGGGCAAGUUUUGAACCAUAACAUAUCCCUAAGUGAACAACCGAGGAUUCUUGUUAAAGAGGGCCAGUAUAAAUGUAGUAAAACUGCCCCAGGUCCAUCUCUUCCUCAGAACAUGAGAAACUAUUCUGAAGAGAAACGUUUUGAAUGUAAGUAUUGUGGCAAGUCCUUCAGUUGGAGUUCACAUCUCAUUGCACACCAAAGAACUCAUACAGGGGAGAAGCCUUACAAAUGCAACCUGUGUGGAAAGUUCUUUACCCGGAGUUCACAUGUCGUUUCUCAUCAGAGAAUUCAUACCGGAGAGAAACCAUACAGAUGCAAUCUGUGUGGGAAAUCCUUUACCCAGAGGUAUGUUCUUGUGGUGCAUCAAAGAACUCAUACCGGCGAGCGGCCUUAUGAAUGCAACCAGUGUGGGAAGUCAUUCAGGCAAAGCUACAAACUUAUUGCACAUCAAAGGACUCAUACCGGAGAGAAGCCAUACGAAUGCACUCAGUGUGGGAAGUCAUUCAUCCAGAGUUAUAAACUUAUCGCACAUCAGAAAAUUCAUUCUGGAGAGAAACCGUAUGAAUGCAGUCACUGUGGGAAGUCCUUUAGUCAGAGCUAUAAGCUUGUUGCACAUCAGCGGACUCACACAGGAGAGAAACCUUUUGAGUGUAAUUACUGUGGGAAGUCCUUCAGUUGGAGCUCUCAGCUGGUGUCCCAUCAGAGGACACACACCGGAGAGAAACCGUACGAGUGCGGCGAGUGUGGGAAGUCGUUCAAUCGCAGUUCCCAUCUUGUCAUGCAUCAAAGAACGCACACCGGAGAGAAGCCGUAUCAGUGCAAGCAGUGUGGGAAGUCCUUCAGUCAGAGCUACGUUCUGGUUGUCCAUCAGAGGACACACACUGGAGAGAAGCCCUAUGAGUGCAGCCAGUGUGGGAAGACCUUCAGGCAGAGCUCCUGCUUCACGCAGCAUCAGAGAACUCACACUGGAGAGAAGCCCUAUGAGUGCAACCAGUGUGGGAAGACGUUCAGCCUCAGUGCCCGUCUCAUCGUCCACCAGCGAACUCAUACUGGGGAGAAACCUUACAAAUGCAGCCAGUGUGGGAAAGCGUUUAUUAGCAGUUCUAAGCGCAGUAGGCACCAGGCUACUCACAGUGAGGAGUCCUGUAAGUCCUGACAGCUCACUCCUGUCAGUCCAGCCUCUGUUAUACCGGGGGGAAGAAUGCACACAGACCCUUUCAGUACCCCUGUGCUGCUGGCAGAGAGGAGGAAGGCUUUUAGUUUGAGAGGUGAGGAUACGUGGCCCCUGGAGAAGAAAAGCCGUGAGGCGCCCACGGAGGAGCUCUCUUGCGUGGCUCUGUGCAGGCGUCAUCCGUCAACUGGUCUCAGAAGCCUGCCUGCUGACUGGCAGAAGCGGCUUCCCAAAGCACUUGAGAAGGCAGAAGCUAGCCCCAGAAAAGUUGAAAUUAGAGUAAAUGAGCUUAGUUCAGAUGCCCUCUUGUUUGAGAGUUCUGGGUUGGGCCUCGAGACGUGGCUUCUCUGUUGUAAAGCUGGCACUCUGUGAGUGUAGCUCAGAAGGUGUGCGCCACAGGCCAUCAGGAAGCCCUCCCAGCUUCCUGUGUCUUCCCCUUCGUGCUGCUGGCUCACUGAGCCAUGUUCUCACACCUCAUCUCCCCACCCAGAAUCCCCAUGCUUGUUCACUGCAGGCAGACGAGCUUUUCAAUCUGUCACUCAUACAGGCUUGAGCAGUCAGGCUCCAGUCAUAGCCCAAGGGUAAACUCACUCUGGCAUACCCUCCCGUCAUGUUUCAGGAGCUGCUUUUCCAUCUCAGUGAAGCUUUCUUUGCUCUUCUGCAAACCUCACUAGUUACUCCUUUCAAUUCAGAGAUAACAGGAGCCACUGCCUCAGAGUUACAGGUGGCCAUUGAGUUUCCAGGGCCCUAGUCCUCUGAGCUAAGCUCAUCUAAGCCAAGAAAUAGGCUCCGUCGCGCUCAAAGCCCCCACACCAUUGCCAUGUAUGCUGGCCUCGAGCUGCAGAUUUUUGGAAAUUCACACCCAAAACCCAUCACUAGUGAGGCUGAAUCAAGAUGAUUGUAAGUUCAAUGUAGCCUGCGUUAUAUAGCAAGACUCUCUCAAAGAAAAAGAAAAAACAAACGACCUGUGUGUGUGUGCUCCUGCAAACAAUAAAUGCUGCUUUUCCAUGAAGAAAGCACUCAGAUCUGAAUUUCAGAUAAACUAAAUCUAAAACCAAAGGCCUUUCCCAAAAAGUCUAAGUGAAAUGCUGACUGUAGUGAAUGUGUGGUGGUGACUCAUAGGGUUAUUGUUUUCAUAAUGUAAUAUUGGGAAACAAUAUUAGACCAUGUCAGUCUGCAUAAUUUCCCUGAUGGUUAUUUUGUAAUCUGAUUGUACACUUCUGUAACCAGUGAAGAUUUUCUACUGUGAAGGCAAAACCGAUAGGAAAUGAAAUACUUGCCAAGAGUAUAGAGAAUAUCUGGAAGAGCCUUGGUAAAUGUUUGUGUAGCUUGAAGUUGGAAAGGGAUCAUGGGUCUAUUUAUUUGAUACUGUUGUUCAUGUUGUCAUCUUUUGGAGAUGCAUGUUGUACUAUAACCAAUGGUACAGGAAUAAAAAUUGAUGAGAAACAACGAAGAAACAGA
Molecule: messenger RNA, 4052 nt
Organism: Peromyscus leucopus (white-footed mouse)
Lineage: Eukaryota; Metazoa; Chordata; Mammalia; Rodentia; Cricetidae
Gene: Znf180
Product: zinc finger protein 180
Exons: 4
Coding region: 678-2576 (632 amino acids)
Biological process (GO): positive regulation of reciprocal meiotic recombination
Cellular component (GO): nucleus
Molecular function (GO): recombination hotspot binding; histone H3K4 methyltransferase activity; histone H3K36 methyltransferase activity
Source: RefSeq, a predicted model, not a curated record